This is a messenger RNA of Neurospora tetraspora, 2184 nucleotides long. RefSeq lists its product as uncharacterized. The record is from RefSeq and is a predicted model, not a curated record. Lineage: Eukaryota; Fungi; Ascomycota; Sordariomycetes; Sordariales; Sordariaceae. The transcript is spliced from 7 exons. The coding region runs from base 278 to 2044 and encodes 588 amino acids. Gene Ontology annotation, molecular function: flavin adenine dinucleotide binding; NADP binding; N,N-dimethylaniline monooxygenase activity.
GCAUCGAACACUGUAACGUAGAUCUAAGGCCAGCGGCCGCCGUGCGGUUCGGUUGAGCAAACCCGGUACCGAACUGUCCAAGGCCGACAAAGGGGUUUUCGAAUGAGGGGUAGGAAUUGAUAAUUGUCGGCUCAUGUUGUAUUGGUGAUAUAUAUAUAUAGAGUGAUGGAGACAAAUACCUUGGCUGCUGGUCUGACUUCUGCUUUGAGGUUGGCGAUCUAAUACACCCUUUGACAAAAACAAACACAUCGCAAUAAGUACACACCACUCAGCAGACAUGGCGACAACUACGAACGGGCACAUAAACGGAGAUGACCCCAAAACAAAGUUCACACUUAAAGACUCACCGGUGGAAAAUCUUAGGCCGUUGAGGGUGGUCGUCAUUGGCGCAGGGUAUAGUGGGAUUGGGGCGGCGAUUAGGAUACCAGAGAAGCUCCGAAACGUCGAGCUAGUGGUUUAUGAAAAAUACGAAGGCAUUGGAGGAACAUGGUGGGUGAACACAUAUCCAGGCGUCGCCUGCGACAUCCCCUCCCAUUCCUACCAAUUCUCCUUCGCUCCCAACCCGAACUGGUCCAACCUCUACGCGCCGGGCCACGAGAUCCAGAAAUACCUGCAAGACGUGGCCGAGAGAUUCGGAGCGACGAGGUUCAUCAAGUUAUCGCAUAAAGUGGAGGAAUGCGUCUGGGAUGAUGGGGAGAAGAAAUGGCAAAUCAAAGUCAAGAACCUGGUUACCGGAGAGGUGUUUACCGAUUCGGCACACGUGCUCAUUACUGCCCGGGGCCAGCUUAGCGAGCCGCGAUGGCCGGAUAUUCCGGGGAUUGAUAAGUUUGAGGGGAAGAAGAUGCAUUCGGGGGCUUGGGAUAAGAGUUACGACUUGCGCAACAAGAAGAUCGCUGUUGUUGGUAACGGUUCCAGUGCCAUUCAGAUCGUCCCAAAGCUCCAGGAGCUCGAAGGAACGACGCUCUCAUGUUUCAUACGAUCACCAGUCUGGAUCUCGUCAGCUUUUGGGGAUGGCACCAUGAAAGACCUAGGACUAGAUCCCAAAGUAACCGAGUUCACCGAAGAACAAAAAGCCCUCUUCCGCUCUGACCCCUCCGCCCUCCUCAAAUUCCGCAAAGCCUUCGAAGACUUCGGCACCUCCCUCCACAACUCGACGAUAGCGGGCCACCCGAUGAACAUCGAGAGCCAAGCCUUCUUCAAGGCAGACAUGGAAUCCAAGCUCUCCGGGCGUCCCGACCUGCUCGCCAAGAUCAUCCCAGCCUUCGCCCCCGGCUGCCGGCGCCUCACACCGGGGAAAGGCUACCUCAAAGCCCUCCAACAACCCAACGUCACAACAAUCCACGAUCCCAUCUCGCACAUCACCACCACCAGUAUCGCGCUCACCACAGAAAAACAAAUCGACGCGGACGUGAUCGUCUUCGCCACCGGCUUCCAAGCCUGCACAUCCCCUCCCUUCCCCAUCAUCGGCCGCGCCGGCCUCACCCUCGCCUCGCGCUGGUCCCAACACCCAGACUCCUACCUCGGCGUGGCCGUCGACGGGUUCCCCAACUACCUGAUGCUGUUCGGCCCCAACACGACCAUCGGGUUCGGCAGCCUGAACCGGAUCCUGGAGGCGCAGGUGGACUACGUCGUCUCGGUAAUCCGCAAACUACAAAAAGAGGAUUACGCGUCCAUGGAGCCGAAGCCGGAGCGAGUGCGGGACUUUGUGGCCUUUGUGGAUGCCUACUUUAAGGAUACGGUGUACCUGGAUAAGUGCAAGAGUUGGUAUCGGAGUGAGGGUGGAGUGGGGGAUAGGAUUGUGGCGCUGUGGCCCGGGUCGACGCAGCAUGCUGUUGAGGCGCUGAGGAGUCCGAGGUGGGAGGAUUGGGUUUAUGAGAGCGCAGACAGCAGUGGGAAUGGGUUGAGGUGGUUGGGGAAUGGAUGGAGUUGGACGCAGAUGGAGGGCGAUCCGAGUUGGUAUCUGAAUCCGGAGGAGAUUGAGUUUCCGUGGGAGGGGAAGCCGGAGGAGAAUCCGAAGUAUAAGUCGAGGCCGUGGUCGCAUUGAGGGCGCUGGUGGUUGUAGGAAUUGUCUAGUUGAGGAUAGUCAGCUAAGGGUUAUCAUCACUUACCUUCGGCCUGUAGCAACCUUGCAGUCUACCCCAAGUAUAUCCAACAGGCACAAGAUCAAGGCCGUCAGAGAGACAG